AGACAGUCAAGAAAUGAAAGAAAGAAAAGACGAGCUUCAAAUCACAAUGACUCAGAUAAAAGACAAGAAAGAACACAUCAGCAGCUUCCUUGAUGAGAUCAACAGAGAGAAAAGCAACAUUAAAGAGCUGGCCCUUCAGGUUGAGACACAAAGAGACAAAGUUCACAGGUUGAUGAACAUUAUUGCUUUGAAACAAAAAGAACAAGAUCUCAAAGAUGCUGAUAUCAAGAAACAAAGACAAGAACUGGAAACCAGUAGGAACAGUGUACUGGCAGAAAGAGAGAAACUGGAUCUUUGGAGGAAGGAUCUGAACAAAAUGAAAGAAGAGGUUGAAGCUUCCAUGAACAUUAUCAGUAGAGAGAGAAAACAACUCAGUCAGAUGAAGAGUAGUACUGACAUGGACAGACACAGGUUGGACAAUGAAAAGGACAGAAUGGAAGGAGAAAGGUCUGAACAGAAACGUGAACUUUCCAGGUUAAUGCCCUUCAUGCGACGUCUGAGACCAAAAGUCAAUCAGCUGAAUCAAAGGAGACAUGACUACACAGAAUAUGGAUAGAUCAGGGCAGAAAUAUAGGGACAUGCUUUGUUAUGACCCGCUACAAAAACCGAAGAAACAAAUGGUGACAAAGAAGUUUGACAAGGAAGUGCAAACUGAGGUUGCAAAAGAAUUUCUUCAGGAGCAAGAUCUCGAGAAACAGUAUUUGAUUAAACCUAAUGAUUAUGAAUGUGAGAAGGGUGUUCUUCACUUUGAUGUCUCAACCCAGACUGAAAAAGUUGAACAUCAGUGGAAGUUAGAGGAAGAUACACAUCAUUUUGGAAGAGAAGGUAAAUAUUUGAAAGCUGAGAGGGAAGGUCUGCUGACCGAGAAUGAAGAGGUGAAAAAUGAACAAAAACAAAACUUGCAGCGUUUGAGUUGCUUUCAGAGGAAGAUGAUUUUACACACAUGAAAAUGUCAGAAAAAGAUUGUUUGCGAAAGAUCUGGAAGGACACAAAAAUGGAACGGAAGGAGAUUGAUCAGUUGAAGCGCAUGAGUCAUCAGAUGAGAAACCACCUUGAGAAAAGAUUGAAAGGGAUCAAUCACAAAGAAAAGGAACCAUUGGAGAAGAAACUGAAACAGGGACUAAGUAAGGACAUGACAUCCCAGAAUGACUGUGUGAGAGGCCGCACAUUACUCGAUGAAAAAUACACAGAGCUCCAACAAUUUAAGGUUCAGGUGCUCAGUGAGAUUGAGAAACUUUGUGUCAAAGAAAAAGUGUCAAGAACAUUGACAACUAGUGACGAAGCUCAUCAAACUUUCCAGGUUAAUGUAACCACAGGGAAUGCAACAGUGCCGGUAACAGAACAUGCUUUCGCCAAAAUGUAUCAAGAACAGAUAAGGGUAGAACAAACUGAGGAAGCUCCAGAGACGUCCAUUGGACUCCUUUGUCAGCUCCAGCACUACUGCUAUCGAUGCUGCUGCCACUGCUGUGCAUACUGCAAGCCAGUCUUCCAAGAGGAGAAAUGAGAUACAGGUCUGUCACUGUUAUGAUCAAUUUGAAUGUUCUUGCCAUACAUUUGAAACACAGCAUUUCUAAUUUUCUUAAACAAAAAUAACACCUGACAUUUGGAAAUCAUUUUUUAUAUAUAGUCAAAUAUGUAUCAAAUCAAGAAUGAACAGAUAGGCCAAAAAACUGAUUUUUUUAAAUUACCUAAUAUGUAACAAAUGAUUGAAGGUUUAAGAUGCAGGAUUUUCUUAAUAAACAAUGUAUAGGCUCUCAGUCAUUACUUAUGACCCACUAGAAGUGUGUGGCGGUGUCUGUUUCUGCAGAGACUCGGCCCUCUGCCUGGAUUUUCUUACGUUCUUCGAAUUUUACCGUUUGGGAAAUUUCUGGGCGUAAACCUUUAACCACUGAGUGUGUAUCCAUACCAAAUCACACAUCCAAGGGGAAGCAACAAACAUGGUCGACAGAGCACAGAAAUGCAAGUAAAGUGAGGUGAAAUGCCAAGUGGGCAAAAUUGAAUUUAAACAAUUAUUUAACACCAUGAGCACCAACAAAAGGAAAUAUAACUCAAAAUGUCAAGGUAUUUCAGCAGAUUAAAGUGCAACAUUUGUUGGUUAGCAAAAUAAGAUUUAAUAGUGUACUUAAACCAUUUUAAGAGUGUGUGCUUAAUUUUCAGUUAUGCAAUUGGCAAAAUCUCAGUCCUUCAUGAAUUUUAAGGCAAUGUAUUCAGAGAUGGGCAAAAAUACAUCAAAAUGUAUUUUGAUACAAAAUACCCAUCAAAUAAAUGUAUUAAAAUAA
Anarrhichthys ocellatus (wolf-eel) is the source of this 2279-nucleotide messenger RNA. RefSeq names its product pleckstrin homology domain-containing family D member 1-like. The record is from RefSeq and is a predicted model, not a curated record. NCBI's taxonomy places the organism in Eukaryota, Metazoa, Chordata, Actinopteri, Perciformes, Anarhichadidae. The transcript has a single exon. Bases 14 to 556 code for a protein of 180 amino acids.